Messenger RNA from Haliotis rubra (blacklip abalone), 3792 nucleotides. RefSeq lists its product as uncharacterized. The coding region runs from base 1173 to 3062 and encodes 629 amino acids. NCBI's taxonomy places the organism in Eukaryota, Metazoa, Mollusca, Gastropoda, Lepetellida, Haliotidae. The transcript has 5 exons. The record is from RefSeq and is a predicted model, not a curated record.
UUUAUUGAAUAGUAUUUUAGGCAUGGCCAUACACGCAACUACCUGCGGCCAACUGUUACGAUCUCCAAUCACAGAUCGUAUCGCCGUAAACGUGAAUAUACCACAACAAUGGCGGCCGGUCCUACAUAACCUGCGUUAGUACACUGUCGCAAACACAGUGUGUGAUAAAUACGUUUGUGGUGCACGGCAAAUACGGGGCUUAUUUGCUCAUUACUACCUAUUUGUGUGAGACCUGUGCUUGACGUUAGGAUACGUGUUGACUUCCAAUAGGAGAUUUCCCCAACGAACUGAGUUUCAGUUUUAGAUAUGGAGUGACCUGUAAACUCGACGUCGACGAUGUCGCGAAGUAUCUUAAAGAAGUCGGGUCCAAUGCGGGUUCCCAGGGACGACGUGAAGGUUGACACACAGGAUGAAGUGAAGGAGUCGGAGGAUGACCAGUGUCAGUCUGCUGGAGGAGAAGCCGAGGCAUCAGUUCCUGAUACCAGCGGAGAGGACAGGAAAGAUGAACCAAAAAAGCCAUUCAAGAACAAGAAUCUGAAGGCCAAGGAUUCCAUAAGGUUGUCAAGUAACAGAUUAGGAUCAUCACCAAGAUCCAGAUUCUUGCAAAAGCGAAAGGAGUCUGGCAGUUCACCCCGCAUGCUGAAAAUUAAAGAGGGCGAACACACUUUUACUUACCCUGAAACAGUGAGAGCAGAUCCUGUAAACAUACCGGGUGAUGCCCAAGAGGGAACGUCUGUUACGGAUACUUCACGUGGAACGCUCAAGAAGGAUACUGUAGAUAUUAAGCCAAGUAAGGAUUCUGUACACAGACCACCUGGUAAGGAUGCUGAACACAAAACUUCCAAGGAGGAUACUAUAGACAGAGCGAACAGUAAUUAUCCUGUGCACAAAACAUCUAGUAAUGAUGCUGAACACAAAACGUCCAAGAAGGAAACUGUAACGCUGGAUGAAUAUCCUGUACAAAGAACAUCUGGUAAAGAUGCUGAACCCAAAACGUCCAAGGAAGAUAACGUAGAUAGAACAUCUAGAUAACGCACGUUAAGGAUUCUGUAGAAAGAACAUCUGGAACGGAUGUUGAACACAAAACGUCCAGGGAAAAUAAUGUAGAUAUAGCGCGAAAUAAGGAUUCUGUACACAGACCACCUGGUAAGGAUGCUGAACACAAAACGUCCAUGGAGGAAACUAUAGACAGAGCGCACAGUGAAUAUCCUGUACACAGAACAUCUGGUAAGGAUGCUACACAGAAAGCGUCCAAGGAGGAUACUAUAGACAGAGUGGACCCUGUACACAGAACAUCUGGAAAGGAUGCUACACAGAAAGCGCCCAAGGAGGAUACUGUAGACAGAGAGCCCGGUACACAUCCUGUACACAGAACAUCUGGAAAGGAUUCUACACAGAAAACGUCCAAGGAGGAUACUGUAGACAGAGAGCCCGGUACACAUCCUGUACACAGAACAUCUGGAAAGGAUGCUACACAGAAAACAUCCAAGGAGGAUACUAUAGACAGAGAGCCCGGUACACAUCCUGUACACAGAACAUCUGGAAAGGAUUCUACACAGAAAACGUCCAAGGAGGAUACUGUAGACAGAGAGCCCGGUACACAUCCUGUACACAGAACAUCUGGAAAGGAUUCUACACAGAAAGCGUCAAAGGAGGAUACUGUAGACAGAGAACCUGGUACACAUCCUGUACACAGAACAUCUGGAAAGGAUGCUGAACACAAAACGUCCAAGGAGGAAACUAUAGACAGAGAGCCCGGUACAAAUCCUGUACACAGAACAUCUGGAAAGGAUGCUACACAGAAAACAUCCAAGGAGGAUACUAUAGACAGAGAGCCCGGUACAAAUCCUGUACACAGAUCAUCUUGUAAGGAUACUACACAGAAAACAUCCAAGGAGGAUACUGUAGACAGAGUGGACCCUGUACACAGAACAUCUGGAAAGGAUGCUAUACUCAAAACGAUCAGUGACGAUAAUGUAGAUAAAACGCCCGAUAAGGAUCCCGUUCACAGAACAUCUUGUAAGGAUGCUGAACACAAAACGUCCAAGGAGAAUACUGCAAGCAAAACCUGCAGAUCUGAGGAUUCUGGUCAUGUCCACGCUCCCAUAGAUGUGGACUAUAACGGAAAGACAGCCCCCCAUUUGCAUACCACAUCAGUCACAAAGUCUCCCAACAAAAUCCGGAUCGAAGAACAGGGGAUGGGUUUGGCUCCUGCUGGUGGAGGCUAUGAAACCGAGGUGUUCGUGAGAGACGAUGUUGUGGCUGAAGAUCAAGACACAUCCUCAUGUGGAUACAUGGCGGGUGGUUCUCAUGUCGAGGUGGAUAACCCUGACAGCAUAGUUUCUGAACCAGACAAUUCUAGUCACGUCGAAUCUGAAAUAUAUUCUAAAGGGACUAUGGAUAUGCAAGCCUUACUGAAAGAAUGUCCUAGUCCUAAGGAUAAGAUAGAAGACCACGUUUUGCCAACAGAUAAUCCUAGUCCAGAACAUAUUGUAGAACUGCAAGAUCGACCAGCAGUAGAUGGUGGGUCUAAGGGUGAUGGAGAAGAACAUUUAUCAAUAGUUGGACAUAUGCCUACAAAUAUUGUAGAAGUUGAAACUGUGACAAUAGUAGACAUUCAUCCUUAUGCUACCUUCCAUGCACAAGUUGAUAAUGUAGAUGUGCCCGCAGAUGUUCCAUUUUCGGAGGAGACUGUAGGAGUUCCAGUUGUUCCAGCAGUAGAUCAAAUUCCACCAAACACUGAACAGGUACAAGGGCUUCCAGCAUUAGAACCUUUCCAGAAAGAUGUGAAAGUGGAAGAUUUGUCAGACUCCACUUCUCAAACUUCGUCCAGCACUGUUAGUUCUUUACUUGAUGGAACGGACAGGGAGUAUCAUAAAGAAAAUGUUAUUCCAUCACGUCCUGUUCUGGAUAUGGGCAAUAGUGUACCUGAAGAGUUCGGCGUGGAACAGUCCCAACACAGUAAUGGGAAGACAGACAACACGCCCACGAGUGUCACUGGUGCCCAAAAUAACGAUGAAGAAGAUGCGUGGUCCUACUCUGACGAUGAAUGCUUUGUUUGACAGCCAUGGAACUAGAAAAUCAGCAUUCAACUUUACAUUCCUUUCCAGAAUUAUUGGCCCUAUUCAUGUCUUAAUAAGGCAGGCUUGGCUGCUUUGUAUCUGAUGAAAAGCUGUGACAGCGACAAUUAGCUGAGUGUCCUAUAUAGAACAUAAUGUAAUUAUAGAACUAUGUGUGUUAAAGAAAACGAAUAUGUUCACUCGCUUCAAAUAUACCGUCCAUGAGCGUUAUCAUUUGCCCUGUUUGACCAAACUCAAGAUAUACAUUGAGGAGAAAUUUGAAGUAAUCCACAUGAAGAUAACCCAACCAGACAUGAACUUGAUCCGAACGCUUCAGGUAAUACCGGAAUCAUGCCAAGAAACAGCCUCUUAACGUCAACCGGCUUUCGUGUAAUGUUGACGUUAUCCUGAUGCAGUUGUGACUGGAUGCAUUUGUGUAAAAUUUGUGGUUCCUGUUAAUUUACAUCCAUUCAAGAAUUAAAGCUGACCAUGUGUUCAUUAUCUAGUGCUGUGCCUUUCAGCACCAUGACUUAUAGUGAAUGUGGCCACAUAUAUUUUCAAUCGGAUAACAAGUUGUGCCGAACCUGUGCUGAAUUUGUGCUGAAAAUUUGUUAGUUAACCAUUUUUGGUUGCUAUUGCUGCUCUAAGACGGUCCUAGACAUGUAUAUGCAUUGGCUGUUGAGGACUUAGUAAAUAUUUGUUUUCAAAAUAAAAACGUUACUAUUGAAGUCAA